GGAAGGGUAAAAAACUAAAAAUACACUAGUCCUCUAAAACCUUUGCUGGGGAAGUGAGGAGAUAAACCAAAGUAAUCGGCGUACAACCGCCAAAAGUUCAAAAAAAAGCGCCGUUUUAUCUCUCUUUCAACGGUUUCAAAACCAUAAACUCCUUGCUUUCUUUAUUCUCUCAUAUAAAAACCUAAUUUGAUAGAUAUCUAUCAAUUCAUCUAAAAUCCAGACACCCUUGUUUCAAUUCUCCAUCAAUCAAUCAAUUCAUCUAAACCAUAAUUUAUCUACAAUGCCUAGACGCAACUAUACUGUAUCCGACCCUUUCACAGACGACGAUGACGACGUCGUUAUCGGCGGGGAUGAUAUCGUCUUCAGAGAGGACGAGGACGAGGACGAGGACGAGGACGAGGAUGAUGGCGAAGCGGCGGCGGAAGAGGAGGAGGUGAGAAUGACUACUUGGCCGCCUCUUUCUGAAGCUACCGCGGUGGGGUCUACGGUUUCAAGAAUUGAGGAGAGGGAGAAGGAGAUGGUGAGGUUGGUUCCGGAUCCGGAAGGUACGACGUCUACGAGUGGGGGAUGUGGUGAAGGAGAGGAUAGUCAGAAAUUGGAGUGGAAUAGAGAGGAUGUUGAGGGUUUGUUUUGUUCUAUUUGUAUGGACCCUUGGACUGCUUCCGGCGAACAUCAACCUAGUUGUCUUACUUGUGGCCAUUUAUUUGGAAUGUCUUGCAUCAAAAAGUGGCUUGGACAACGGAAAAACUCUGGAAAGUGUCCACAAUGCAACAAGAAGUGUACAUUGAAGGAUGUUCGGAGGAUUUAUGGAUCACGGGUUGUUGUAGUUGACGAAGAAUCACAAAAGCGUAUACGAUAUCUCGAGGCUAAAUGCGAUUCUCUUAAGAAAAAGGACGAAGAAUGGCGUAAAAAGGAAGCUGAGUGGCGUAUGAAAGUGUUAGUAUUGCAGAAGAAAGAUGUAGAGAUUAGUCAGAAAUUACAGCAACUUCAGGAGAGGGAGGAUAUUCUUCAACGUACAGUGGCUGAGUUAGGAAAUAAAUCAUUGGUUUUGGAUGCUGCUACUGAUGGGUUUCAACUGCAAUCAUCUAGAGGUGUUAAUGCUGGAUUAACUCAAAGUCAAGUAUCUUCUUAUACAUUUAAAUUACAGCAAGAGUGGCCAGUAGAUGGAGCACGGCACUUUGAUGUGGAUGAUACUGGUCAGAUUUUGAUCAUUGCACGAAGGCCGAAUAGGAUUGGUGAUCCCCAUAUUCUCACCAAAAUGAGUUUAGUUUCCCCUCGUGAGCAAGAUAACAUUCUACUUCCUUCAUCAGUCAACGCAGUCAGAGACUUGCGUGUAUCUUCAUUUGCCAGACUUGCACUAUUGGCUUCAAAGAAACUGUCUGUUUUAAGCAUGGAAAGCAACAAUGUUGUCCUCAACUAUGAUUUACCGGCUGCUGCUUGGUCUUGCUCAUGGGAUAGUAACAGUUCACAUUAUGUUUAUGCUGGAUUACAGAAUGGCAUGCUUUUAGUGUUCGAUUUGAGACAAACUGGAAAGCCUAUGGAAUCGAGGAAUGGACUUACCUGCAAGCCCGUUCAUUCCAUAUGCUCUCUAUUAGAGGACGCUCCAGAUCACACAGGAGCUAAGAAACUCCUUACUGGUUCUUCAAUUGGCUUGUGUGAGUGGAGUAUUGGUGGUGAAUAUAAAGAGCCGUCCUUAGUUACAGAAACAGCAAAUCAAGGAGUUUGUAUAUCGGUUGCUCACUGCCCCAGCAGUGAUAAUAUUGUGGCAACAUUUCGACCAAAAGUGGAGAUGCCUGAUAAUUAUAGCAUUUCUCAAGUCACACAAGGUCCUUCGCCUACCAUGGGGCACCAUCUUCAUGGUUCUCAUGUCUUUUUGCAGAGAGUAAAUUCUAGAUAUCAAAGGUUUGGAACAACACUUGCGUAUGUACCCAGCAUUCGACUUCCAAAAUCUACCAUUAUAGGAUUGGGGGAUGGCACCCCUGUGUUCGCAUGUGGCAAUGAAGCAACGUCAAAUUUGGUCUUGCAAGAAUUGCCCUCAUUAAAAAUUGUUCAGUCUCUCCAAUCCCACGAUCCUAUCCGUGAUGUGAAGUACACUACCUGCGCAAAACCAAAUCUACUUUGCUUGAGUCAAGACAGGAUACAGUUCUUCUCUAAAUAACUAUCUUGAGAAAGGAAUUAUUUAAGAGAUUCAAUUGGUAUUUUGAAGCAAGUUUUUUGAAGAGCGGAGGAUAGUAAGGCCGAGCUUCUUAGAGCUUAGCUUAUUUAUGUAGGGUUAGGUUAUUAUAAUGUAAAUUAUUGCAUGUACAAAAGCACCGCUGGUUUAGCAGGUAUGCAUAGGACUGAUUAUCGGGCAAAUUAGGGAAUUUUGCGUAAAUAGGUUGUAGAUUAUCUAUGAGAAGUUUAUUACUUCGUAUUAUAAACUAUCAGGUAGGUAACAAUGAUCGACAAGUUUAGAUAUCAUACAAUUUGGUUGUAGCACUGUACUUCAAGUCUUGGUUAUAAGCUGCCACAGCGACAUUCACAAGCUACACAGCUACGAAGCACGACUCAUAAGUUGAUAAAGUAAUGGCGGACACAGGUGGGUUCAAAAUAUAGUGCAAUAUAAGGUGGCAUUUGGUAUAAUAAAGGGUAAGGGAAAGAGUUUAAGAAAGGGAACCAAGGAGAAAUGAAAACCAAAACGCUUAGAUUUAGACCAUUUAGGCAGCUUGUUUUAAAAUAAGAAUGAGAAUUUCACGACCAUUACCCUUCCCUUCAACCACUGCUGCCAGUCUUUCACCAUUCAACCGCCCCUCUUGCUGCCUUUGUCGUGCCCUUGUCAGUUGUCACUGUUGCUGCUCCCCUAUAUCUUUUCAUAUCCUUGGUCUUAAGGCUUGCAAGAUACAUAAGUUGGUGAUUAAAGUCUAUAAAAGUGUGGUCAAGCUUCAAGAUGUGCAAUCUGUUGUCAUUGAUUGUGACCCAAGGCGCUGGGCUUCUUAGAGCUUUAGCUUAUUUACGUUGGGUUAGGUUAUCAUAAUGUAAAUUAUUGCAUGUACAAAAGCACUGCUGGUUUAGCAGGUUUGCAUAGGCCUGAUUAUUGCGCAAAUUAGGAAAGUUUGCGUACAUAGGUUGUAGAUUAUUCAUGAGAAGAUUAUUAUUAUAAACUGAUUAGGCAGGUGACAACACUGAUUGACAAGUUUAGGUAUUAUACAAGCUGGUUGUAGCACUGUAUUUCAAGCCUUGGUUAUAAGCUGCCACAGUAACAUUCAUGAGCCGAUAAAGUAAUGGCGGACUCAGGUGGGUUCAGAAUAUAGUGUAACAUAAGGGGGCAUUUGGUAUUACAAAGGAAGGGUAAGGGAAAGAGUUUAAGAAAGGGAAACAAGGAGAAUGGAAACCUCAACGCUUAGAUUUAGGCAGUUUGUUUUAAAAUUAGAAUGAGAAUUUUCCCCGACCUUUACCCUUCCCUUCAACCACGGGCACCACCCUGUCCACUCUCCUUCAACUAGUAAUGUUUGGUUGACAUAUUAUAAAAUCAGUAGUAAUUUAUUAUGCUUGAGUUAAAUUAUAUUCCUUUCGUUCCUGCAUGUUUUUGUGGCACACUUUAACCGCACAUUGUUAGUUAAAUUUAUUUACUUCUUAUUUAAUUGUGUGAUAUACCCCUUUUUUUAUUUAUUUUUUAUUUUUUGUUUUUAUUCAGUUGCAUUUUAUGUUGUUUCCAAUGCACAUGUCUUGACCUGGGCUGUUCAUUGGUCCAGACCAGACCGAAGACCGAAAAAUUGAAUUUCAAGAACCGAAGAUCGGACCGAUUAAGCUAAGACCGAAUCCGGACCGGACCGAAAAAAUCGGUCCAAAAUCUGGACCGGACCGAUUUUAGAAUUUUUGUAAAACAAUAUUUUAACAUCUUUUUUUGUAUGUUUAGUAC
This is a messenger RNA of Chenopodium quinoa (quinoa), 3898 nucleotides long. Its product is annotated as E3 ubiquitin-protein ligase RFWD3-like. NCBI's taxonomy places the organism in Eukaryota, Viridiplantae, Streptophyta, Magnoliopsida, Caryophyllales, Amaranthaceae. Gene Ontology annotation, biological process: interstrand cross-link repair; protein ubiquitination. The transcript has 14 exons. Gene Ontology annotation, cellular component: nucleus. Gene Ontology annotation, molecular function: ubiquitin protein ligase activity. The record is from RefSeq and is a predicted model, not a curated record. The coding region runs from base 281 to 2158 and encodes 625 amino acids.